UAUCGUUGGCUAGUAGCAGUAGCAGACGAGAAAAGAAGCCGCUUGUUGUGGUGAGGUUAACUUUUCUAUGUGCGGUGGUUAUUUUUCUUGCGAAAAAUAGAUCAGUAACAUAAUGGGCAUUUUCUCUGCACCGCGGUGGGACGAUGGUGGCGCCGAAAAUGUGGGUAGCAAAGUUCUCGACACAACGGCUUCUGCUCAGAAGAAAAGUGGGAGAAGAAAAAAGAAACAGUUGCUCAAAAAGGCAGGUUCACCUGUAAAAGUUUCGUCAGCUGAUGACACAGGUAAUCAAUCAGACACUACGGAAGCACCUAAAAAGGCAAAGAAAUUUCCCUUUGUCUUCAGGAGAGAUUCUGCACCUCCUCCACCAAAAAUAAAACUAAAUGGUAGUCAGGAAGUCCCAAUUACUCCUCCCUCAGAUGCAAGUCUAUCCAAGCGACAGAAAAGACGCCAAAAUUUAAAAAUGAAGAAGCUUCUGAAAUUUCAGUCGACUGCAAGCAGUGUUACAACUCCAUCAAAUGGUCAGAAUGUUUCUCCGAAAAAAGGCAAAGCAAUUGAAGAAAAAACAGACAGGGUACUUGGAAAAAUUGAGAAAGUGCUUGAGAUACGAAAGAAACGUAGGAGAGCGAAGAAGGCGAAAAAAGAGAGUGACGGAUCUGUUACAGUCUCACUUGCCAAUGAACCUUCUCCAUUGAAAAGUCCUGAGAUAGUUGCAGAGACCAAUCUAAAAGCCAAACUGAAGAGAAAGGAACGAAAGCUUAAGAGGAAAGAGGCUCUUGCCAAAAAGAAAGAACUUGAACAAGCCAAUAAUAGCAAUGAGAUAGUUCUCAGUAGGAAAAAGAAGAAGAAAAUGAGAAAGAUUGCAAAGCAAGCAUCAGGGAAUAAUCUAAAUCAAGCGGUGAAAAAUGAUCAAGAUGCAUUGGGAACAGCAAAUCCUUCCUUUGACACAUCUCUAUCAGAUUCAUCAACACCUCUGAAAAACAAUGAUACUCAGUUGGAAAAAAAGAAGAAGCGUCGGAAGAGGAAGAAGAAGACUGGGCUGGAAGAUUCAGUUGAUGGGAAUAUUCCAAGCGCCUCCGCCAAAUUUUCUCUUCACUCAAAUAGCCAAAAUUCUAAAAAUAAGCCUUCAUUAACUUUGACUGAUUCUGAUAGCAUUGCUGAUAAAUCACGUAGAAAGAAAGUUGUUAUAGCUAAACUCCUUCAGGAAUCAAAUAUUGAUGAGACAAAAACUUUACAUGACCUUAAAAAGAAAAGACUGCAAGAUAGAUUAGAUGCUGGGGAUGACGCAGUAUCUCCGAAAAGGAGUAAGAAGAAUGCAUCUACUUCCUUACGAGAAAAGAUGACUCAGCAACUGAAAUCAUCCCGUUUCCGAUGGCUGAAUGAGCAGUUAUAUACUACAAACAGCUGGGAAGCUAUGAAGUACUUUAAAGAGGAUCCAGAUGCAUUUGAUGCUUACCAUUCAGGGUAUAGAAAUCAAGUUGCUCAGUGGCCUGUCAAUCCCUUGGAUGUUAUUAUCCAAUCAAUUUCAAGCCUUCCUAAGGAGACUGUAGUGGCAGACUUUGGGUGUGGUGAUGCUCGCCUUGCUGCAACCUUACCUCAUUUGAAGGUUCACUCAUUGGAUCUUAUUUCAUCAAAGCCUGAAGUUGUUGCCUGUGAUAUGGCCCACACCCCAUUACUCAUGGAAAGUGUGGAUGUUGCUGUGUUUUGUUUAUCCCUUAUGGGGACAAACCUGAAUGAUUUUGUUUUAGAGGCUAACAGAGUUCUUAAAAAUGGAGGUUUAUUGAUGAUUGCAGAGGUAGAAAGCCGUUUUGAAGAUGUAGACAAUUUCACCAGUGCCAUGGUACACUUUGGUUUCCAACUCAAAAAGAAAGACUUGUCAAAUCAAAUGUUUAUUUUUAUGGACUUUAAGAAAACUCGUAAAGCUUCCAAAACAGGGAAGUUACCAGCUUUGGCUUUAGAGCCCUGUGUGUAUAAAAAGCGUUAACAUUGUAUUAUUGUUACUUUUAAUUCAUUGUUUUUCACAUUCCUCUAUCACCAGUGUUAGUGAUAGGGAUUUAUAAAAGUCACUGAUUGAAUACUUCUACUUUGACAGAAGAUAUAAUAAAGUAAUCUGAUUGACUAAGCCAAUUAAAA
Molecule: messenger RNA, 2130 nt
Organism: Frankliniella occidentalis (western flower thrips)
Lineage: Eukaryota; Metazoa; Arthropoda; Insecta; Thysanoptera; Thripidae
Product: ribosomal RNA-processing protein 8
Exons: 5
Coding region: 113-1981 (622 amino acids)
Biological process (GO): regulation of transcription by glucose; cellular response to glucose starvation; rDNA heterochromatin formation
Cellular component (GO): rDNA heterochromatin; chromatin silencing complex; nucleolus
Molecular function (GO): methyltransferase activity
Source: RefSeq, a predicted model, not a curated record